Messenger RNA from Trichoderma asperellum CBS 433.97, 1174 nucleotides. RefSeq lists its product as uncharacterized. Gene Ontology annotation, molecular function: hydrolase activity. NCBI's taxonomy places the organism in Eukaryota, Fungi, Ascomycota, Sordariomycetes, Hypocreales, Hypocreaceae. Gene Ontology annotation, cellular component: cytoplasm; nucleus. The record is from RefSeq and is a predicted model, not a curated record. Gene Ontology annotation, biological process: secondary metabolite biosynthetic process.
CGCUGGUAAGACGAAUCCAUCCAUAGGUGCAUAUGACAUAUAAAGUCGGUGGUGCCUGGCCGACCUCAGGCGAAUCCAGCCAGCCAGCCGAGUUCCUUUGCAUCACCAUCACCAGCAGCGACUGCGAGGAUGAGCGGCGAAGACCUCAGCCUCCCGCGCAUUCUUUGCCUCCAUGGCGCCAGCGUCAAUGCCCAAGUCUUCCGCAUCCAAUGCCGGGCCAUCAUCGCCAGCCUGAAGGACAAGUUCCGGUUUGUCUUUGCUGAUGCCCCUGCCGAAGCCCCGGCCGACGAAACCGUCGUGGCCGUCUUUGGCGAGUUUGCGCCAUUUUACCGGUGGCUGCGCUGGAAGCCAGAGCACCAGGAGAUGGACGCUGAAACCGCGUCCCGGAACAUUGUCAACCAGCUCAAGAAGGCCAUGGACGAGGAUCGAGGCACAGGCGAGUGGGUGGGUUUGCUGGCCUUCUCACAGGGCGGCGUAGUCGCCGCCAGCCUGCUCUGGUCGCAGGAGCACAUCGAGGAAGAGGCCAAGAGGCCGCUGCCCGGCGUCCAUUUUCGCUUCGCCGUCGUCAUCGCCAGCCCCGGGCCGGUCUUCUUCAUCGACGAGAGCGGCACCUUGCCCAAGCCACGCCAUCUGCCAUCUGCCAAUGAGAGGGUGGACCUCUUCCUCGACUGGCCCGAAGAGGGCGCCACAGACGAGAGCCAUAUCAUCAAGACGCCGAUGCUGCACGUGCAUGGCCUGCAGGACCCGGCUCUGCUCAGCCACAGACGCCUGUAUAAGCUGUACAGCAAAAACGGCACUGCAAAGCUGAUGGAGUGGGAUGGAGGCCACAGGUUGCCGAUUAAGACGAACGACGUGGAGCGGCUGGUGAGUGGGAUAAGAGCAUUGGCCGAGCAAGUCGGCCUGGAGGCUUACGAUGAUGAUGUUUGGUGCUAGAAGUGUUGAUGUUUAGAUGCUGCAUUGUGCGAGUUUGAGGACCUUGGGCUGGCGUAUGGAAAUAGAAUGGCGGAGAAAAGGAAUAAGCUCGACUUCACCAAAAUAGAUCUUCUUUUUUUUUCUUCUUUUUGGUGCUCAAGCCCAUGAUUGCCUUUUUUGUUUGAUGCCCAGAUAGGGUGUGUUGCAUGUUAUCCUAGCACUUACAUGGAGCACGCUAUAAUACAGUAUUAAGUGUUUGCCA